UGGACUACGUGUCGAUGAUGUGUAACGAACAGUGCUAUUCACUCGCCAUCGAGAAGAUGUUGGGACUACAGGUGCCGAAGAGGGCUCAGUAUAUUCGGGUCAUGUUUGGCGAAAUUACCCGUAUUUUAAAUCACUUGAUGGGUAUCGGGACUCACGCUCUUGAUAUCGGAGCUCUCACACCAUUCUUCUGGCUGUUCGAGGAGAGAGAAAAAUUAAUGGAGUUUUACGAGAGGGUUAGCGGCGCUCGUAUGCACGCGGCGUACGUAAGGCCGGGAGGUGUGGCUCAAGACCUGCCAAUCGGUAUUAUGGAUGACAUAUACCGUUGGGCCGAACAGUUCCCCGAAAGGGUGGAUGAAGUGGAGGACCUGUUGACUGAUAACCGCAUUUGGAAGGCCCGUACCGUUGAUAUCGGUGUCAUAUCGGCUGAAGACGCGCUGAAUUGGGGAAUGAGUGGUGUUAUGCUUCGCGGGUCGGGAAUCAAAUGGGAUUUACGCAAAACCCAGCCCUACGACAGUUAUGAAGACUUUGACUUCGAUAUACCCAUUGGUCUAAACGGCGAUUGUUAUGACAGAUACCUGUGCCGUAUAGAAGAGAUGAGACAAUCGAUAAACAUUAUAAUUCAAUGUCUGAACCGUAUGCCCGCCGGUGAGGUCCGCAGCGAUGAUAACAAAGUGGUUCCUCCGACUCGUGCGGAAAUGAAGUCAUCGAUGGAAGCGUUGAUACAUCACUUUAAACUGUUUACCGAGGGUUAUAAUGUGCCCGCAGGCGCCACGUAUACGGCCAUUGAGGCACCGAAAGGCGAGUUUGGCCUCUAUAUGGUGUCCGACGGCUCGUCCCGACCCUAUCGGUGCAAAAUCAAAGCGCCUGGAUUUGCUCACUUGUCCGCACUCGACUACAUGGGUCGCGGCCUACUAUUGGCCGACAUUGUGGCCAUUAUCGGCACAAUGGAUAUCGUGUUUGGCGAAGUGGAUCCCGCGCACACACUGGCAAACAUGUUGAGACUAUUACGAGUGCCGUCGCCAGUGGUGACCGCGAUAGCCAUUAACAUGAACCGCAAAUUGGAGGCCAAACACCGUCGGGUGACAAUCAAGUGGUCGUUGGCGGGCGUGAGUGACUGGAAAGCCGGUCGCACACUCAAAGACUUACGCCGGCCGAAAAUCCGUUACCAUGUCUACGGCGACAAAGGGCCCGAACAGCCGGAUUUGAGGGGCAAUACUACUGAUGACCAGCAGUACUCGUGGUAUAAGGAAUACGCGGAACAGUUGGCCGGCAAAACCAUUAGCUAUAAGGACGACAACUGGAAGGACUGGGAUGACGACCAUCCGGAUAGUCGACCAAUGGAGAGACACGUGCGUCCCUUUACGAUCAACUUCGGACCCCAACAUCCGGGCGCUCACGGAGUGCUCCGAUUGGUGCUCGAGUUGAGUUGCGCUCUGGAGGAAGUGGUGUUGAGAGCCGACCCGCACAUCGGUCUCCUCCAUAGGGGCACUGAAAAGCUGAUUGAGUACAAGACGUACACUCAGGCCCUGCCAUACAUGGAUCGGUUGGACUACGUGUCGAUGAUGUGUAACGAACAGUGCUAUUCACUCGCCAUCGAGAAGAUGUUGGGACUACAGGUGCCGAAGAGG
Molecule: messenger RNA, 1628 nt
Organism: Medioppia subpectinata
Lineage: Eukaryota; Metazoa; Arthropoda; Arachnida; Sarcoptiformes; Oppiidae
Source: the annotation of a GenBank genome assembly